AGCAUUUUUGGCUCACCUCUGACGUACGCGGGCGACCAUGGGGGGUCCCUCCGGGAAUCCCUACGCCAACAACCGCCAUGCCGACGUGCUCAACGACGAGCCGGUCGAGGAGGCGGCGAAGCUGCGGCUUUGUGAAGAGGUGAAGAAUCGAGCCAAAGGCGCUUUUGCGCAGAAGGACAUGCCCAGCGCGGAGCUGUUGUAUGGCAAGGCAAUCGACCUGCUGGCAUCGUUGCCUCAGAAGUCAGAAGCGGCCUUGUACUCUAACAGGUCACUGGUGAGGUUGAACCUGAACAAGGUCGAAGGUGCGUUGGACGAUGCCAAGAAGUGCCUGGCGUUGGAUCCCAGCUUCGUCAAGGCCCACCACCGCAAGGCCCAGGCCCUGCUUCGGCUGGGGGACUUCGAUGAAGCCAUCCAGGCGGCCCAGGAAGGUGCCAAGUUGGAGCCGGAGAACAAGUCCUUUCAGGAGCUCAUAGAUAAGGCCCAGAAGGAUAAGGAGAAGGACGCCGCAGACAAGGCCAAGCUGAAGCAGGACGCCCAGGAUGUCCGUGUGGAACUGCAUAAUGCCUCCACUGCCAGGGCUCCUCCCAAACCGGGCAACGGCAGCAAUGGCAAUGCUGGUAGCGACAUGCGUGGCUACAAGAAGACGGCGGAUGGCAAGACCACCAGCUACUUCCACACCGAGAUCUCGGAAGAGGCGAAGAAGCUCAUCGAGGCGCAGGGCUUUGGGAAGCCACAAAAGUUGGAGGCGCCCACAGAGGAGUCCGAUGCGAAGGGCGGUGGCAGCAAGUGGAACCAAGCCGGUACCUACGAAGAAAAGGGCAUGAGCAAAUGGCUGGAAGAUCGGUUGAAGAGUGGCUUGAUCGGUGUGAAGUUCGACCUUCCCCACGGGGGCUCCAUCUCCACGGUCGCCGUGGCCGAUCUCAAGGGCGACUGCUCCAUCUCCGUGUCGCGCGGUAAGCGACGGCACCUGAUGGAUGUGUCGUUCAACGUGGAGUACGAAGCCAUGGUGGGCGACGCGCGGGGGAAGGGCAAAAUCGCCUUUACCGAAGUCACCACCGAUGGAGAUGAUCCGGAGGUGAAGAAUGAGACCUCCAGCGAUGUGCCACCGGCCAUUCGAGAAGUGCUGGAUGCUUUUGCGAAGCCAGCGGGACAGGGCCUGCAGCCUUUGCUGUUAAUGGAGGUCAAGAAGAUGAUUGAAGAAUACAAGGGCCAAUAGGCGUCCGGUGGAAAGCUGGUAAGAUCUGAUAAGAUGGCAGGAAUCCGGUGGAACCAAUUUCCC
This is a messenger RNA of Cladocopium goreaui, 1279 nucleotides long. NCBI's taxonomy places the organism in Eukaryota, Dinophyceae, Suessiales, Symbiodiniaceae. The record is from the annotation of a GenBank genome assembly.